This is a messenger RNA of Pocillopora verrucosa, 2975 nucleotides long. RefSeq names its product A-kinase anchor protein 14-like. Gene Ontology annotation, molecular function: protein kinase A regulatory subunit binding. The record is from RefSeq and is a predicted model, not a curated record. Gene Ontology annotation, cellular component: cAMP-dependent protein kinase complex. Lineage: Eukaryota; Metazoa; Cnidaria; Anthozoa; Scleractinia; Pocilloporidae.
CAAGAUGAAGUGGAGUUGUCACUCCAUGUUUUCUACAUGAAGCAGGGGGCGGAUUCCCCUGACAAAACUGAGUAAGUCUAAUCGGUAGACCGUCCGCCUGUUCUCUGUAGUAUUCGAUCAGCGAAUCCAAACCCUCAAAACUCGGUCCAUCGUCUAUGGAAUAAUAAAUCCCUCCGCGAGACUGUAUUUGAAAAUGAAGCGCCUGAUUUCCAUGCCAUAGGGACAAAACAAAGUUGUCUUCUGAUCCACCAGCUUUAUUUCUGACAAGGAACAGUCCCUCUUGUCUGCCAUUCUGAAGCAAGAUUUCAAUCGCUUGAUCCCGUGUGAUUCGACCGUGAUACCACGACGCGUCGUCAAGAGAAGCGAACAUUUUCCCCACCGUUCCAACCAUCUAUGAUGGAAGACAUUCCGUGAGAGAGAAUUUCCGGAGUUGAGUACUCGAGUCUCUCCCUGAGAAGAGCCAAAUAAAUGAGGGAAACGACAGUUGAGCCAAAUAACCUACGAGCUUACCAAUCAGCGGUCUUUGUCGAAAAGAAUGCAUAAAGAAAAACUCGUUACUAUGGAAACAGUGCUCAAUCAAAAUGGUGGACAGUCCUGAAUGAAAGGUCUUUGCUUGGAACGAUCUGAAUUUUAGACCUAUAAUUCAAAAGCCAUGUCCUCUGCAGGCACGACAAAGAAAGUUCCGCCUGUUAUUCGCACGGUGGUGCCAGGAAAUCGAACACUCGAUCAAAUUUACGAAGACGAAGCUCGCGAAAUUGUCGACGAAGCGAUCGAAAAUGCUCGACGUCGUAUGGCUGAUUAUGUUGGCGAUGAUGGAAGGGAAGGAGAAGCUCCUGCUCAGCAGGAUCAGCCGAUAAUAGAUCCUGAGACAGGUUAUGAGAUACCGAACAUCAAAUGGAUGACGGCAGAUAACUUCACAGUUGCAGGGGGAUUAGAAAAAAUUGAGGAAUUCAUCCAGACAUGGGAACGUGAUGGUAGCUGGUUAUACUGUAUUGACUUUUUAAGAGAGGAAGAGCACCCUUACAGCUGGCGAUAUAGGUAUGCCGUCAAGUGGAGUAUACCAACCAGGAGAAGACCAAUUCCCAGGGCAACUGCUUCUGUUUAUAUAACCAUUGAAGUUAGCAAAUUCAAGCCAAAGACAUUCCCAGUGGAAGUGUAUUAUAUUUUUGAGACACAUCAUCUUGUCCAUAGGCCUGGUAGAACAAGGUUUCGAGAGAAGUGGUUGAAAGAUAUUAUUGAAAGCAAGAUUCAACUGAUGGGUGCAGUAGAAUUCUGAUCCAUUAUGGGGUUAUUUCCCAGGCAGUUAGAAAUGUGAAAAUCACACCUUUUAGAAAUAAUGAAUUGCUUGAGAAGAAGAGGCCUAAAUUUGAAGCUGAUGUAUAAAAUCCUGAUUGGCAGGCUUUACUCUUCUUACUAAACGGAGAAAUUAAUAGUUUUGUUGAAGACAUUUUGGGCAUUAUUUAUCAUUUGUUUUAGUGUAAUAACAGCAUUAACCCUUGAUGUUAUUUAAAUAUAGCAGUUAAUACUUUAAGUACACUCAGUCAUGUCAAAAACCAAUCUGUAAAUACUGUUUAAUACAAAAUUUUUCUCAAUAUGAACUUGUAAUCACACAGUGAAUCUUCUUUUGCGCUAAAAUCGCGAUAAUCCCCUAAACAUCAAUAAUGAUUUGUAAUACAGAUUUUGCAAAUUGCUCCCAUGAGGUUGUUUAUUUUCAUAAGAAUUCACAACUGAAUUAAUUUCUGCUGGGGUAUGGCACAUAUUCAACAAACAAUUAGUAAAAAGAGUUAGUAGACUUUCACUUGUGUAUAUAGGGCUAUAAAGAAACGAACGAACAAACAGACAUAACACGCUGAAAUCGAUUGUAUCAGUGUUUAUCACCUGUAUAAAAUUCCAGGUCAUUACUGUACAGAUGUAUUGAGAUUUAAUUGUAGGUCUCUUGUAAAUUUGAGAGGAACUUAUUAAGAAAAAAACACUUUUUGUACAAUUUGGUAAGAAUUUAUUAGGCCCUGUGUCCUGGUAUGCGUUUACAUCCGUAAACGGUGGUCUUUUUCGUGUGUGUGAUUAGAAAUCCGUCCACACUUAAAAGAAGUUAACGAUCUCUUUAACUCUUUAACUCCCAAGAUCUGAUUGUUAAUUCUCCCCUCUAGCUGCUACACAUUUCCUUGUAAAUUAGUUAUGAGAAAUUGAUGCUAGAUCAAGAUAGCAGCUACUACCUGAUAAGUUUGAAUAUUCUCUUUACCUGUUUGCUGAAGAAUGUAUGGAUAUUGUAGGGAGAAGUUUUAUGUUAAUCACUACUGGGAGUUAAAGGGUUAAACUGAUAUUUUCAAAAACGACUGCCACCAAAGUGCAUAUUUUUGUUAAUGUAUUCUCUUCUUGUAUUCUCGUGUGAACGACACAACUUGUAAACGCUUACGUCAAAGGUCGUAACUCCUUAAACUGACCGGCUUCAAAUUUUUAUUAUCCAUAUCAACCGUGGGUUGGUAUUAGUAUCUACUAAAACAUUAAUGGCGUUAAAUAUGCGAUCUGAUUGGCUACUCAACAUACGAAUAUUCUCUGCCAUUCACCUCCGAGCAAUUAACUCGCGCGGGAUUUGUGCCCGAAGAUAUGUUAAUCAUUGAGGGAAUAACUGAAAUUAGUUAAAAUCAUAUUUUUGUACUAUAUUAUCUCACUGUUUUAGAAUAUAUUAGUAAAAAAAGAACUAUUUACCUCAGAGGAAAAGAUUACUAAAUGCUGAUUGGCUGUGACAAUGCAUUUUCAUUAAUUUUUGGUAAUUUUAUUUGUUGAAAUACAUAAAACGCGAACUACAGCCUGAGAGCUAGGAAAAUCAGGAAAAUUGGAAAUGGCACGACUGAAGCAAAAUAUCUCUGGCUCAACCGUGUACACAUGCUAAGACGAAAUUGAAUGGAAACUCUGGUUCCCAUGCGGCCUUGUUUAUUUUGCGACUUUAAAAUCGUUGAAAUGUAGGGGAGGGGGGG